Molecule: messenger RNA, 2917 nt
Organism: Cajanus cajan (pigeon pea)
Lineage: Eukaryota; Viridiplantae; Streptophyta; Magnoliopsida; Fabales; Fabaceae
Product: two-component response regulator-like APRR2
Biological process (GO): phosphorelay signal transduction system; positive regulation of DNA-templated transcription
Cellular component (GO): nucleus
Molecular function (GO): transcription cis-regulatory region binding; DNA-binding transcription factor activity
Source: RefSeq, a predicted model, not a curated record
CUAUUUGUUUUGACAUGUCUCACUUCUUUAUCUACAUCUUAAAAUUCCCACUUAUGGCCCAUACCCCAUAGUGGUAAAGUUGGUCCCCAUCUAUGGCAUCUUGCAAAGUGACAUUGCUUUAGAAUCCUUGUAUGGUUAUUUGUAAAAUUGUGGUCUCAGAUCUUAGUUGCUCAGUGGAGUCUAGAAAAUUUGACAGAUUUUAUUUGCACUUUGGAGCCUAGGAAAUUUGAAAGAAUUAAUACCUUUUACCUUUUUUUCAAUGCUCAACGUUCUCAUUCAUUUUUUCUUUACAUCUUAUGAAGCUGCUAAAGUUCUCAUUUGUGCUUCAACUAUAAGUGUUUUCAAAAGUGAAUAUGGUCUAAAUUGUAAAGAUAUAAAGUAGAAAAGAAUUCAGUUAUCUGAUUCACAGGGUCUAAAUUGUAAAGAUAUGAAGCAUAAAAGAAUUGUCAGUUAUCUGACUCUGAACUAUUGAGUCUAUAUUAUUUAUGCAUAUUCAGUGGCUUUUCAGUUGCCAAGCCAAUAUGGAUUAGUUGGUUGCUGAAGACAGGAAUCUUUUAUUAAAAACAAAAGUUUUCAUGAACAAGUUUACCGAAAUUAUAUCUUAUGGCUUAGGGAUUAGCUUUCCACAUUCUGUGAUGAGAAUGAAGCCUUGUCAGCGAUCUCAAGUAGAUCUGAAAGCUUCCACAUUGCCAUAGUGGAGGUGAGUUCAAGCAGUAAUCAGGGAGGUUUCAAAUUUCUUGAGAAUGCCAAGGACUUGCCAACCAUUAUGACUUCAAACAAUCAUUGCUUGAACACCAUGAUGAAGUGCAUAGCGCUUGGUGCAGUUGAGUUCCUCAGCAAGCCACUCUCUGAGGAUAAGCUCAGAAAUAUCUGGCAGCAUGUGGUUCACAAGGCAUUCAGCGCUGGGGCAAGCGUACUGUGUGAAUCACUUAAACCAGUCAAGGAAUCUGUUGUGUCCAUGUUGCAGCUCAAAACAGACAAUGAACAACAUGAAAGUGGAGUAUCCAUUGAUAUAGAGAAAGUAUACAGGUUUACUGAUAAUGAUCAUGAGCAGUCUCCUGGAAAUGAUAAAUAUCCAGCUCCUUCAACCCCACAAUUAAGGCAAGGAACAAGAUUGUUGGACGAUGGUGAUUGCCAAGAGCAGACUAAUUGCUCAACAGAGAAAGAAAGUGGGGAAAAUGAUGGAGAAUCUAAAUCUGUCGAAACUACAUGUGGAAAUUUGGAGAGCAAUGAACAAUUUAGGCAAGGGACAAGAUUGUUGGAAGAUGGUGAUUGCCAAGAGCAGAUUAAUUGCUCAGCAGAGAAAGAAUGUGGGGAACAUGAUGGAGAAUCUAAAUCUGUCGAAACUACAUGUGGUAAUUUGAAUGCUGAAACUGAAAGUACUCCUCAGCAAAGGAAUUCUGAAACUACUUUGGCUAAGGAGGAAGUGGAUUUAGUUGAUGCUACCAAGGGUGAGACUGUUGCUUCUCUGCAUGCACAAAAAAGAAAAGUUCUAAGCAACACUGAUAGAAAUAUCAAAUCUCCAAAUAAAGCAGGUGUUCAUAGUGAUGCAUGUGAGAUCAGAACAAAUCGGAAAAAGAUGAAAGUAGACUGGACGCCUGAACUGCACAAAAAAUUUGUGAAGGCAGUGGAGCAACUAGGCAUUGAUCAAGCCAUUCCUUCUAGAAUAUUGGAGUUAAUGAAAGUGGAGGGCUUGACAAGGCAUAAUGUGGCAAGCCAUCUUCAGAAGUAUAGAAUGCAUAAGAGACAAAUCUUGCCCAAGGAAGAAGAUAGGAAAUGGUUGAAUCCAAGAGAAAAGAGCUAUUGUGUUCAAAGACCAAUUAUGGCAUUUCCUCCAUAUCAUUCAAAUCACACCCUUCCUUUGGCUCCUGUAUAUCCUAUGUGGGGACAAUCUGGAAAUCAAACGGCUGGCAUGCAGAUCUGGGGCUCUCCUGGUUAUCCCAUGUGGCAGCCUACUGCUGAAAGUUGGCACUGGAAACCAUUUCCAGGGGUGCAUGCAGAUGCAUGGGGCUGCCCAGUGUUACCAGUACCACCUCCUCAAGCUCCUUGUUUUCCCUACUCUCAGAAUAUGCCUGCGUUGCUCAAUGCUGAUAUGGUGAAUCAUACGUUUAGCAUGUCACAAAGUUCCUUUGAGCAUCAUCCGGCAGAGGAGGUGGUUGACAAGGUUGUGAAAGAGGCAAUAAGCAAGCCAUGGCUACCCUUGCCCUUGGGACUCAAACCUCCAUCCACAGAUAGUGUGUUGGUUGAGCUUUCAAGGCAAGGCAUUUGCAGCAUCCCUCCUAAGGGUUCAAACUCUGGCUGACACCAAAGAAAGAGCGGUUCUGAUGGUGACCAACUACCAGGGUCCACCACACCCUGUUGAAAUAAUUUUUGUGUUUCUCAAAUGUAUGAGGUUUCAACUAGUAGUUUGGUGGGAAUAGGAGUUGGGACCAUUUGUUUUGCCUUAGUUGGUCCCAAUACCCCCACAACCAAUUUAAGUUCUCUCCUAUGCUGUUUUUACAAUACCAUGAUGCAACAAACCAAGUAGACAUUGUUCCUAUCCGAAGCUUCAUGCCAAAAAUAAAUGAAGAGAAAAGUCAGGUGCUUUAAUGCUGUGCAGGACACCCGUUAGGUUGAGAAAUGGCCACGCAUCGUUUGACACAAUUUUGUGGUUGUAAAUACAUGCAAACUUGUGACGGGGUUAUUGUUGUAAAUGUGGUGAUUUUUGGGGGGCAUAAAGUAAUAACAAUGGUCCAUAACAGUAAUUUUUGGGGGGGGCCUCUUUUUGUGUUGUUGGGUGUGGGGUACCUAAUAAUAAUUCAGAGGAUAGGAUGCACGUUGUGAAUAAUAAAGAUGAGUACACCACUUUGACGGAUGCUGACUCUCUACAUCAAUUUGUUCCCAUGUUUGCCUAAAUUUAGAAUUGACUUGUUUCAAA